GGUUCCAUGGGCUGGGCAAAGGGUGGGCUAGUGUCUUCUUGGAUUUCAGGGUCACUGAAAGACUGGGGGGGGGAGGCGGUUUGCCGGGUGAAGUGAGGGUCUACAAACAGGAUGAAGCACUUGCUGCUCCUGGCAUUGAUUCCACUCACUCAAGGCGUCUCCUGUAUCACAGACCCAUGCAAGAAUGGAGGGUCCUGUCGGAGGGACUCCAAUGGAACCUUUACGUGCCUGUGCCUCCCUGGCUAUGUGGGAGACCGGUGCCAGUUUGUGGACCCCUGCAAACCUGAGCGAUGUCAGAAUGGAGGCACCUGCUUCCUCCAGGCCCUUCAUCCCCCAGUCCCUCCUGGCUACACUUGCCUGUGCCCCGCCGGAUUCACUGGGGAGCAGUGCCAGGGAAGCCUUGAAGAUCCAUGCUUCCCUUCCCCAUGCCAACAUGGCGGAUUGUGCCAAAGGGUCUCUGAGAAACAGUACCAAUGCCUGUGUGGAUCAGGAUGGACAGGAAAGAACUGCCAGCUCAUGGACUUUUGCCCUGCCAACCCUUGCGCCAACGGCGGGACGUGUGUCAUCACUUACCCUGUCAUUGUCUGCCAGUGUCGGGCAGGCUUCGAAGGGCAUACCUGCCAACGCGAUGUCAACGAGUGCUUCGGCAACCCCAGCCCCUGCCUCAACGGGGGCACCUGCGUGAACAACAUCGGCUCCUUCCGCUGCCUCUGCCCGCCCAGUUCGUCCGGCCCGCUCUGCCAGUACCGCCUGGGGCCCUGCUCCUCGGAGGUCUGCCUCCAUGGGGGCACCUGCCACGAUGUGGACGAGCGAUACCACGGCUGCCUCUGCCUCCCAGGCUACACAGGACAAUACUGCGAAGUGAACCCAGAUGACUGUGUGGGACACCAGUGCAGCAAUGGGGGCACCUGCCAGGAUGGAGUGGGUUCGUAUUCCUGCCAUUGCCUCCCUGGCUGGACAGGGCUGUUUUGCCACCUUCACGAUGCCUGUCUUAGCGACCCAUGUCAUCCGGAUGCACACUGUGACACUGACCUUGUGACUGGCCAUGCUGUCUGCACGUGCCAGCAAGGUUACGCAGGGGCCCUGUGCUAUGAAGACAUCAACGAGUGCCAGAUGGGCGCGGACCCCUGCGAACAUGGUGGAAGCUGCCACAAUACACUCGGCUCUUUUAGCUGCCGGUGUCCCGAGGGCUACACGGGCUCCCGCUGUGAAUCCAACGUCAAUGAAUGCCUCAGCCAGCCUUGUCAUAAUGGCGCCUCCUGUCUGGACUUGCUGGGUCGCUUCCAGUGCCUCUGCCCUUCAGGUAAGCGCCAGGAAGGCUGUUUCGAGGGACCCCUGUGUGAGGUGGAGGCAGACUUGUGCCACAGCGCCCCCUGUGGCCAUGGAACCUGCAUGAACACCCCUGGAUCCUUCGCCUGUGUUUGCUCCUCAGGCUUCACUGGACCCCAGUGCAUGGAGAUUAGGGACCCCUGUGGGAACUGGCAGUGCCUCAACGGGGGCAGUUGCCAUGUCGCAGAAUCUGGGCCGCACUGCCUUUGUCUACUGGGUUGGACCGGCUGGAAUUGUGACACGGCGAUCGAUGCCUGUCAUUCCAGCCCCUGCCAUCAGGGGGCGACUUGCCUUAGCCAUCAGGGUACCUUCAGUUGCCUCUGCCCCAGCGGCUACACAGGUGCAACUUGUGAAAAAGAGGUGGAUGAAUGCGGGUCGAGCCCUUGCUUCAAUUCUGGAACCUGCCUGAACAGUCCCGGAAGGUUCCGGUGCCUUUGCCCGACGGGUUACACGGGACAGAGAUGCCAGGUCAUUCUAGACCUUUGCUCACCCAAUCCUUGUGGAAACGGGGGCCAAUGUGUCAUGAAGGGCUCUGCCCCAAAUUGCAAUUGCUCCCCGGGCUGGGCUGGGCCCCGAUGCCAAGAAAGGACAAGACAACAUGGAGAUAACUGUACAGAGCAGGCGGGUGGACCUGGUUGUCAG
Molecule: messenger RNA, 1971 nt
Organism: Pogona vitticeps (central bearded dragon)
Lineage: Eukaryota; Metazoa; Chordata; Lepidosauria; Squamata; Agamidae
Source: RefSeq, a predicted model, not a curated record